Xenia sp. Carnegie-2017 is the source of this 913-nucleotide messenger RNA. RefSeq lists its product as uncharacterized. The coding region runs from base 48 to 863 and encodes 271 amino acids. NCBI's taxonomy places the organism in Eukaryota, Metazoa, Cnidaria, Anthozoa, Malacalcyonacea, Xeniidae. The record is from RefSeq and is a predicted model, not a curated record. The transcript has 4 exons.
UUCUUGUACUGUAGUUGGCGGCCCGAAAAAGUCACGCAAAAUAGAAAAUGCCAAAUAGAUGUAUUGUGGCUUGUUGCUCUAAUGUCUCUAAUGUAAAAAAAGGAGUCUCGCUUCAUUUCAUACCGUUUUCCGGAGAUGAAAGGCCAGAAGCCAAAAUAAGACGUAAACAAUGGAUUGAUUUCGUACGGUUGAAACGGGCAAAAUGGGAUCCAACACCUAAUUCCAGUAUUUGCUCAGCACAUUUCGCAAAAGAAGAUUUUUCGCAAAUGUUUUCUGGUCUGUCGGCUAAAGUACCUAGAUUAGCUACCGAUGAGAUUGGCGUCGUGGCAGUCCCUAAAUAUAAUAUUGCAGCUGAAUGUCCCCCGUCAGCAAGAGCCAAGAGAAGGGUUUUAAAGGAAGCAUUGUCCACAAGUUUGUCUCGACCAGGAGAAUCAGAAGAAGAGCCAGAGGAUUUCGAACACUGCGUGCCAAUGGAAUUAAAUGUGGAUGAAGAGAUACCAAGCGAUGUUCCUUGCAGCAAAACAAACAGCGCUUUGACUCAGACAGAUGGUUGUGUUGGUUGUGCGUACCUACUGAAAGAGAAAAGGAAAACAUGGAACAAAUAUGUAGCUCUGAAAGCAAAAUACGAUGAAUUAGUGAAAGCCAAACGUUCUAAAGGUGUUCAGUGCAAUAUACUGAAUGACGAAGAGGUCAUUCAGCACAGAGCUGAAUCAGAAAUGACGGCAGGCAACGACGUAAAUGAAGAGUCUGAAGACAGCGAAGUUGAAAUGGACACGGUUGCGGACGACGAUUUUAAAAUAGAAGACGAGGCUGAAUCGGGAAGAUCGGAAUUUGAUGAAUUAGAAGAUGAAUGCAGAAGGUAAAAUAUUUGACUUGUUUGUAAAUGCUAUCUAAUUGUGAAUCAUUCUAUGUC